AUGGAGCCCAAAGAAGCCCCCGGGAAAGAAACUAUGGGCACCAGGAAAAAGAGCCUGCCCUUCCCGAGGCCCAGGCUCUAUAUGCUGGAGAGAAGGAAGACUGACCCUGUGGUUGAGAGCAGUGUUCCUGGGGACUACUCUGGUACCUUGACGAGGAGCCAGUCUCACAGGACCGAGUACAACCAGAAAUUACAAGAAAAGAUGACCUCACAGGCUGGGUGUUCCACGGCUGAGACCCUAACUCAGGAGAAGGAACAUCAGAGAAUGAUGGCAAAGCGUUCGAAAAUCAUCAAGGAGCUGAUACAGACAGAAAAAGACUAUCUCAAUGAUCUAGACCUGUGCAUUCGAGAAGUGGUUCAGCCCUUGAGAAACAAACAGAUUGAUCAGCUGGACGUGGAUAGCUUGUUUAGCAACAUUGAAUCGGUGCAUCGGAUAUCAGCCAAGCUGCUGUCAUUGUUGGAAGAGGCCACGACAGACGUGGAACCGGCCAUGCAAGUAAUCGGAAAAGUAUUCUUGCAGAUUAAAGGGCCACUGGAAGAUAUUUAUAAAAUCUACUGCUAUCACCACGAUGAAGCGCACAGUGUACUGGAGUCCUAUGAAAAGGAAGAGGAGCCGAAGCAACAUUUGAGCCUCUGUAUUCAGUCCUUAAAGAAAAUAUACAUGCAAGCAGGCAAACCAAACUUACUGGAUAUGGGCUCUUUGAUGAUCAAACCAAUUCAGAGAGUGAUGAAGUACCCCCUAUUACUCUGUGAACUCCGGAAUUCCACCCCUCCCUCUCACCCAGACUUUAGAGCACUGGAGGAUGCCUUUGCUGCAGUGAAAGAUAUUAAUGUAAACAUCAAUGAACUUAAAAGACGGAAGGAUUUAGUUCUAAAAUACAAGAAGAACGAUGAGGAUGAAUCACUUAAAGAUAAAUUGUCUAAACUAAAUAUUCAUUCAAUUAGCAAGAAAUCAAAAAGAGUGACAAAUCAUCUAAAGAUUCUGACCAGAGGAGAAUCACAGGUGAAAGACAAUACCUUUAAUAGAGAAGAAAAACUAUUUAGAUCUUUAGAAAAGACUGUGAGGCACUGUGUGAAGAACAUUUCAUUCUGUCUUCAACACAUACAGGAUGCCAUGCCUUUAGCUCUGCAGAGUGUAAUGGAGCUCCAAGAGAUUUCACACAACAAAGAUGAGGAUGAGAGGGGCUAUUCAGAGGCUCCAAGUAAUGCCCCAAAUCCCUCUGAUGACUUUGCAGCUCAUUUGCAGAAGCUUGUCCUGACGCCCCUGUCAGCCCUGCGGUCCCUAUUCCCAGGGCCCCAGAAGCUAAUCCAGAAACGCUAUGACAAACUGCUGGACUACAACAGCUACCUGCAGCGGGUGGUGGCGGAUGAGUCAGACUUGGCCAAAAGGGAAUAUGAGGCCCUCAAUGCCCAGCUUGUGGAAGAGCUCCAGGUGUUCAACCGGGCCGCGCGGAAGAUUCUGUUGAACUGCCUGUGCAGUUUCAUCACCCUCCUCAGGGACCUGAUGCUCGUGGCCCAGAGGGUUUAUUCCACGGUGGUGCCGGUACCACUGUUGGCUUCAAGCAUCUCUGAAAUUCAGAAUCGAGUACUAGAAGAGGUUCAAAAUCUGAAUUUUGUGAAGGAUAACAGUGCUACAUUUAUUGAGAGGAAACUUAGUUUUGAAAGGAAGAAGACUGUGCAAAUUCUGCCGGAAGUGCCACGUCAGAAUGACACUCACCGCUGCAAACUUCUAUCCACGUACAGUACAGAGGAACUCUACCAAGCUAAGCGCAAGUGCAACGCUACACAAGAAUAUGACAUCAAUCUUCUGGAAGGGGAGUUGGUGGCUGUGAUGGAACAGAAGGAUCCGUUGGGGAGUACCAGCAGGUGGCUUGUUGACACAGGAAUUAUAAAAGGAUAUGUGUAUUCCUCCUUCCUAAAACCCUACAAUCCAGCAAAAGUGCAGAAGGUGGACGCCGAGAACAGGUUCUGUGAUGAUGAUUUUGAUAACAUCAGCCUCUUUGUGUCUUCACGACCAGCCAGUGACAGUGUCACAGGCACCCCAGAAGGUAGCAUAAGUGAUAGCAGCUCAUCUCUUAGUGGAACGUGUGGGAAGUCUGAAACAAACGGUACUGAUGUUGACAGUUUUCAAGAGGUAGAUGAACAGAUUUUCUAUGCAGUUCAUGCCUUUCAGGCACGGAGUGACCAUGAACUCAGCCUUCAGGAAUACCAAAGAGUUCAUAUACUUAGAUUUUGUGACCUAAGUGGCAACAAAGAGUGGUGGUUAGCUGAAGUUCAAGGGCAGAAGGGCUAUGUUCCAGCUAACUACCUUGGGAAGAUGACUUAUGCUUAAGAAAAUAAGCCUUUGACUUUUAUCUUCUGGCAAGUUGUUGACUGACUACCUCAUAAAACCGACAUUACAAAAUGUUGACCUAGAAAUCAAGAAACCUCCAAACUACAUGAACUGAUACCAUACCAGGUUUUAAGGAAGACUGUACUUCCAAACAAGAUUAUUUCAAAAUGUAUUAUGAAGAAUACAUGUUGAAGGAAACACUAAACAAACAAAUAGCAAAACAGUCAA
Molecule: messenger RNA, 2559 nt
Organism: Globicephala melas (long-finned pilot whale)
Lineage: Eukaryota; Metazoa; Chordata; Mammalia; Artiodactyla; Delphinidae
Gene: ARHGEF38
Product: Rho guanine nucleotide exchange factor 38
Cellular component (GO): cytoplasm
Molecular function (GO): protein binding; guanyl-nucleotide exchange factor activity
Source: RefSeq, a predicted model, not a curated record